Molecule: messenger RNA, 849 nt
Organism: Mucor velutinosus
Lineage: Eukaryota; Fungi; Mucoromycota; Mucoromycetes; Mucorales; Mucoraceae
Exons: 7
Coding region: 1-849 (282 amino acids)
Cellular component (GO): nucleus
Source: RefSeq, a predicted model, not a curated record
AUGCCAAAUUCGAGCAGGAUCAAGCUUAUUACAUUUGACGCUUACAACACUCUAUUUAAGCCAAAAGGAAGUCUUUCAGCGCAAUAUGUAGAGGAGGCAAAGAAGUUUGGUAUUCGAGUGACCCGAGAGCAAAUUAAUCAGCAUUUCGGUCAAGCAUACAAAAAACAACUCAUAAAAGCCCCCUUCUAUGGCAUUAGUAAAGGGAUGACACCUCAGGGUUGGUGGAAAGAGUUGGUUUAUUCGACAUUUAUAAGUGCUGGUAUAAAAGAAAAAGAUUUGGACUGUAACUUUGAUCAGUUGUACAAUGCAUUAUACACAAGAUUCACAACUGCCGAAGCGUAUUCGGUAUUCCCAGAUGUUCUUAGCACAUUAAACGAACUAAAGCAGCAUGGAUUUCAGAUGGGCGUCAUAAGCAAUUCAGAUGAAAGAGUCGUCCAGGUAAUUGAAAAUUUGAACCUCGACAAAUACUUUGAUUUUGUCAUUGCAAGCUCGUUGGUUGAAUGCGAGAAGCCAAGCAAAAGAAUAUACGAAAAAGCACUUGAGGUUGCAGGAAAUGUGAGUGCCGAGCAUGCUCUGCAUGUAGGCGAUGAUGUAGACAAGGAUUACUUAGGUGCAACAAAGGCAGGGUGGAAUGCAGUCUUGUUGGAAAGAACCAAGUUAUCCUAUGAGGAUUUUUCGCCAGCAAUGAUAGCCGAUAGUAGCAUACCAAGUCAUCGACCCAAGCAGAUUUUAACAAUGAAUGAUCUUUACCCUUACAUCAACACUUUGCAUGGUGUAGAUCAAACUCAAAACUCUGCUACUGCCACAGAUUUUAGCCGAACACCGGCUGCGCAUGCGGCCUCUCAUUGA